AUUCAUGUUUUUCAAAUUAUAAGAAUUUACCUGAAUGAUACCACUUAUCGAUGGAUAUUAUUCGGGAUAUUUCGGAACGUAUUCAUGAUCAACAUGAAAGAUCAUGUCAAUCCUGAAACCUUUAAACCCAGAUGAGUGACACGUCUCCUGUCUUGGCUACCGUGGCAAAAACCCUUCAUGUCUGUUCUGCAACAGCACCAGGUGUAGAAAGCUGGUUACAUGCAUGAACCAUGUCUGUUCUCCACCGCCAUUUUUUUUUCCUUUUAUUCGGCCAGCCUAGCUAGCUUAAACUCUAUCCUUCACUAUCGAUAUCGAAUCUUAUCUUACUGUUGCUGUUUUUUAACUUCCUGUUUUUUGGUUAGAAAUGAUAGCUGCGACAAUAGUGGAUGAGCUGGGUAAUCCAAUUCAACUCACAGAUGAACAUGGCAACCCAGUUAAAUUAACAGAUGAACAUGGCAACCCCGUGCACAUCGCUGGCGUAGCCACCACCAAACAACCUCCAACGCUUGGCGAUAUAAUAAGUACUGAUACGGUGCCUGGUACCGGACAUUUGUCUAGUACUGCCAGGAGUGAAGAUGCAAUGAAGGGUGGCAUUCGGGAGACGGCCGGUCAUCAUGGCGAGGUUGCUGGUGAUCAGGGGGGACAUAAGAAAGAGGAGCAUGACGAGACUUCAUCUACUUCAAGCUCUGGCUCGUCUGAGGACGAUGGGCAAGGAGGGAGAAGGAAGAAGAAGAAGGGACUGAAGCAGAAAAUAAAGGAGAAAUUAACUGGCGGGAAGCACAAGGAAGAGCAUGGACAUACUGUUGACGUGCACACCACUACCACAGGUCCGGCUGGAGAACAGUACCAGGAACAGGAGAAGAAAAGUGUGAUCGAAAAAAUCAAGGGAAAAUUGCCUGGCCACCAUAGCCAUCAUUAAAGCAGCCUGCAUGUUAGGAUGGUCCAGUGUUUUAUGGUGUUAAUUUGUUGUUUGUGUGGAGGACAGGGAUGGUUGAACUGUGUGGAUUAGCUGGUGUGGUUAUGAGCUAUGUAAUAAUUUGCGUAGGCUACAUGUGUAUUAAGCAUGUAAUCAUGCUUUAGGUUGCAUAAUAACAGUGUUGAAAUCCCA
Populus nigra (black poplar) is the source of this 1108-nucleotide messenger RNA. RefSeq names its product embryogenic cell protein 40-like. Bases 365 to 919 code for a protein of 184 amino acids. NCBI's taxonomy places the organism in Eukaryota, Viridiplantae, Streptophyta, Magnoliopsida, Malpighiales, Salicaceae. The record is from RefSeq and is a predicted model, not a curated record. Gene Ontology annotation, biological process: response to water. The transcript is spliced from 2 exons.